UUCAACAUGGCGGUAAAGUCGAAAUAUUGGAGACUUCGUAUAUUGGUUUUCACGUUUGCUUUGAAAUAUGUUCCUCGCAAGCAGUGAGGACACUAUGUGAUUGUGAGAUUUUAUUUACAUGUUGUUAUAUCGACUUGAGAUCGAAUUAUGCUUACGCACUAUUGCUUAAAUAGCACAGCUGUCAAAAUACAAAGUCCCAAUAUUCUUUAAAAAAUAUCACUUACUCAUUAGUCAUAAGGCAAGGCAGCUCCGGAAAGGCUGGCAACCCAGAGUAAAAUUGAAAUUGCAGGUUGUGAGUGAGACCCUGGUACCAACGAUGGAGGAGACGGUGGCUGUGAAGGAGAUGUUUGAUGGGCUCUACAACAUCAUUGUGGGGCCAGGCUUCUACACAGUCAACGGAGCAAAAAAGAAGAGAACGAAAGUUUCUAAAUCUAGUCUCCAGAGUAUGGGAUCGCAUGAGGAUUUGAUGACUUCAGUUUCGGAUCAAGAGAGUUCAAAGGAAGAAAAGGAAUAUAGACCAUCCACUGAGAGUGUAGGAGAUUUUGCAUAUAAAUCAAUUGCAGGAAGUGAUUCAGAUAUUAUUUGUGAUGAUAAUGCGAGUAGCAUUGUUGGCCCAAACACAGUUUUUGUUUCACAUGAACCAUCGAUUGACAUUCCAAGAACUGAGGGUACUGUGAGUUCAGAACACAAGCACAACAAUGUGUGUGACACAGCUGUUCUUUUACCAGGUAAACAGGCAACUGAUGACAAAAUUGUUUGUGCUUCUCUCAAGUCAAAAUCAUAUGUGACAAAGGAGCAAGAAUGUGCAUCAAGGUUUGGCUACAGUAAACAACCUACUGACUUGACACGUUCAAGUCGUGGUAAUGGCAGCAAAAACAGCACUGUGUCUGUGGUGAGAGUUGACAGGAGUGAUGUAACUUCUAAACAGUCUCGGCCAUUACUAGGAGAAGGGACAUCUAAUGUUCCAGGUGUUUCACAUAAAGCAAAUAAGUGUGAUGUAACUUCUAAACAUUCUCGGCCAUUACAAGGAGAAGGGACAUCUAAUGUUCCAGGUGUUUCACAUAAAGCAAAUAAGUGUGAUGUAACUUCUAAACAGUCUCGGCCAUUACAAGGAGAAGGGACAUCUAAUGUUCCAGGUGUUUCACAUAAAGCAAAUAAGUGUGAUGUAACUUCUAAACAUUCUCGGCCAUUACAAGGAGAAGGGACAUCUAAUGUUCCAGGUGUUUCACAUAAAGCAAAUAAGUGUGAUGUAACUUCUAAACAGUCUCGGCCAUUACUAGGAGAAGGGACAUCUAAUGUUCCAGGUGUUUCACAUAAAGCAAAUAAGUGUGAUGUAACUUCUAAGCAUUCUCGGCCAUUACAAGGAGAAGGGACAUCUAAUGUUCCAGGUGUUUCACAUAAAGCAAAUAAGUGUGAUGUAACUUCUAAACAGUCUCGGCCAUUACAAGGAGAAGGGACAUCUAAUGUUCCAGGUGUUUCACAUAAAGCAAAUAAGUGUGAUGUAACUUCUAAACAUUCUCGGCCAUUACAAGGAGAAGGGACAUCUAAUGUUCCAGGUGUUUCACAUAAAGCAAAUAAGUGUGAUGUACCUUCUAAACAGUCUCGGCCAUUACUAGGAGAAGGGACAUCUAAUGUUCCAGGUGUUUCACAUAAAGCAAAUAAGUGUGAUGUAACUUCUAAACAUUCUCGGCCAUUACAAGGAGAAGGGACAUCUAAUGUUCCAGGUGUUUCACAUAAAGCAAAUAAGUGUGAUGUAACUUCUAAACAGUCUCGGCCAUUACUAGGAGAAGGGACAUCUAAUGUUCCAGGUGUUUCACAUAAAGCAAAUAAGUGUGAUGUAACUUCUAAACAGUCUCGGCCAUUACUAGGAGAAGGGACAUCUAAUGUUCCAGGUGUUUCACAUAAAGCAAAUAAGUGUGAUGUAACUUCUAAACAGUCUUGGCCAUUACAAGGAGAAGAGUCAACUCAUGUUUCUGGCAUUUCACAUGGAGAAGGGCCAUCUAGUGUUUCACAUGUUUCACAUAAAGCCAGUAUAAGUGAUGCAACUUCUAAACAGUCUCGGUCAUUACAGGCCGAAGGGCCAUCUACUGUUCCAGGCGUUUCUCAUGUUUCACAUAAAACAAAUCUUGAAGGUGCAGACCUUACAAUCUCAUCCAGAAGAAGUUCAGGGAGACCUCAGUUGUCACCUGAGAAGACUGUGAAGCGUAGAAUACAGCCAUCUCUUUCAGACAGGGCAGUGAAACUGCAUCAAGAACAGAAGACUACUGCUUCCAUUCUGAAGAGUGAUGAUGGAACUUCUGUCACAAUUAAUGAUCUUACGAUCUCAUCCAGAAGAAGUUUCGGGAGACCUCCUGAGAGCAAGUUGUCACCUGAGAAGUCUGUGAGAUGUAGAAGACAGUCAGCCGAUGAGGAAACUUCCCUUUCAGUCGGUGCAGUGAAACUGCAGGAAGAACAAAAGACUACUGCUUCCAUUCUGAAGAGUGAUGAUGGAAGACCUGUCACAAUUCUUGAUCUUACGAUCUCAUCCAGAAGAAGUUUCGGGAGACCUCCUGAGAGCAAGUUGUCACCUGAAAAGUCUGUGAGACGUAGAAGACAGUCAGCCGAUGAGGAAACUUCCCUUUCAGUCGGUGCAAUGAAACUGCAGGAAGAACAAAAGACUAUUCCUUCCAUUCUGAAGAGUGAUGAUGGAAGACCUGUCACAAUUCUUGGAAGUGUCCCGUGUUCCAGUAAGGACGUUGAUGCUCGAAGUGACAUCAGCACAGACUCCCAUGCCAGUGGAUAUACUCCGUCAAGACCUGCUGACCUGCCCCAACCAUCGUCAGUGGGAAGACCAAGCGACGGCCAUCGGAAGCUGAGGAAGAAAACAGCACCUGGGCACCCACAUUGCAGGUUGUCAUCUAGUCCAGUCAAGAAGUCAGCUGAGAAGUCUGAAACAAAGAUUUCACCAGUAAAGAGAAAAUGGGAUGGUGAUUCAAGUGAGACAUUGCGCUGCAAGAAAGUCAAGUCCAAUCAAGGAAGCCGAGAGAAAAGUUCCAAGUCCAAAAUGAUUACAGAUAACAAAAAAAAGCAGACUCCAACUAGAAAGAAAGUCAGAACAAAAACAAGGAGCAAUGGCAGGGAUAAUAAAACCAAACAGUUAAAGCAUAAUACAACAGCUACUGUCAAUUAUCAGCGAUUGCUGUCACUUAGAGGUCUCAUCAAUCUCAAGAAGCCCAAACAGUAUUCAAAUCAGUCUCCGGCAAAGUGUCCCAGUCGGAGCAGUGGGGGUCACAGUGGGGGUCACAGUGGGGGUCACAGUGUGCACAGGCAGUUAAGAAGUUCUACCAAAAAGAUGUCUGCUGAACAUAUUUCUCCAGCAGCCAACAAAUCAUCACCAAGGAAACUAAGUUUGCGAGGAAUGCAAAAACCUCAAUAUUCAAAACAUAAACAAAACCGACAUCGUAGUAGCACGAAGCAGAAAGUGCACUCAAGAAACAGUGAAAGAAGCGAUUCGAAGCACAGAAGUAAACAGGCGUUGAGAGUUAAGCAAGGGUCAGACAUUGAUAAGCAUAGACGUAAGAGUAAAAGACGUAGACGAAGGAGGUCUGCUGAUUCCUUGUCAGUGCAGGAAGCGCUGGCUAAACAACAGCAGGUCAUUGCUGAACAUAGCAAGGAGAAAGAUAAGUUUGAGGAUGGCAACAUCAUUUCAGCAUUGUGUCAGCUUGAGGACAGAGCAAAGACAUUGCAUUCACAUGACCUUGAUCUUCUCAUGCCCAUGUCUGACUUGUCAACCAAUCGGAAUGCUGUUCUGGGUGUCAGGGGGCAAGGACAUAAUAAUCAUCCAGGUGGUGUGUGGAAAAAAUUAAUUCCUGAAAAUUAAGUGAAUUUGACUUGAUUAGCUGUUCAUCGUUUUUAAUUUAUUUAAUUUAUUUUGGUCAUCACCACGAUCAGCACAUCUUGGUUCAGCAAAGAGAGGUAACUUUUCAUGGACUGGUGAGCUGUUUAAGCAGUGAACUUGAAGUGUUGCAGAAGUUCAGCAAGAGACUGUGUUUGCCUCUUGCCAUCAUUAGAGAUGCAUCUACAAUAUAACCUGUAUGUAUAAGUAUUAUUAAUGCACUAAUAUUGGGAUUGAGUGGUCAGAAUCUGUGACAUUGGGGAAAUGCCUAUCAUCACACCAACCUGUGAAGACCUGGGUUAGAAUUGGUCUUCAGUAAUCCAUGCUUGUCAUAAGAGGUGACUAACCGGAUCGGGUGGUCAGGCUCACUGACUUGGUUGACACAUGUCA
Molecule: messenger RNA, 4264 nt
Organism: Haliotis rubra (blacklip abalone)
Lineage: Eukaryota; Metazoa; Mollusca; Gastropoda; Lepetellida; Haliotidae
Exons: 7
Coding region: 317-3859 (1180 amino acids)
Source: RefSeq, a predicted model, not a curated record